AUGGCGGAACAUGAACUAAUCGAAGUGGUAGGAAUAUAUGCUGGCCUUGUCAUGGUCGAAAAGAAGUGUAUUGAGACUUGCGAAGCCAGAUCAGCAUCUCCCACAAAACCAUUGAGCGACGUGCAGUGGCAAGCACUGCUGGCUCUGCACCGCACGCUGCUUCAUGAACAUCACGACUUUCUCCUAGCAACCCACCACCCUCUAGCGUCACCCGCUCUGAAAAGAUUGGCAAUUGAGUAUGACCUACCAGGGCGGCUUUGGCGAGGCAGCAACAAGGCAAUCUUGGAGAUCUUACGACAACGCAUCCCUAACCACUUGGAGCACAUGAUUUCCUACAUCUAUUUAUCCUUUGACAUGCUCAGGCGGCUUGACUCCAAAUUCCCAGAGCUGGGAGAAAGCUGGGCCGAGUGCAUGCACGACCUUGAGACUUACCGCGAUUUCCUCGAAGGAAUUCGCGACAGUGCGUCGAAUAGCGACAACGGACUUCCACCGAGUAGCGUCGCAUAUCAGCAUUUGCAAGUCCACUGGGAUAAAGAAGAGUCAUCAAGCAGUGUUGGUGGCCACUGGGACCCUGCCUUCAGUUCACCCGGUAAAGAUGUUCAGCCUGUUUUUCCGUCCUUCAGCGGGACCGGAAGUAUCAACUGGCCGUUUGGAGCCAGCGACACAGACUCGAGCAACGCCUCCAGUUCUCCUUUGCUUUUGAGUGGUACCUCUUCAGAAUCAGCCGACGAUGGGAUGAACAUCCAAGAAGAGUUUGACGCCUGGUUCGGCGACUUGGACCCCAGACUCUUUGACGCUGAAGGGAAGAAUAAGUGGGUGUUGAUGGGAUGGCUUCACUUUGGGAGGCACCUUGCCAGGAGUUUCUGGUCGUACCGACGGGUGUUUAAGGUUCUACUUCUGAACGUGCUUUUGUGA
This is a messenger RNA of Fonsecaea monophora, 915 nucleotides long. RefSeq lists its product as hypothetical. The transcript has a single exon. The record is from RefSeq and is a predicted model, not a curated record. NCBI's taxonomy places the organism in Eukaryota, Fungi, Ascomycota, Eurotiomycetes, Chaetothyriales, Herpotrichiellaceae. The coding region runs from base 1 to 915 and encodes 304 amino acids.